GUUAUCCUUUAUUGUACGCGUCUUCUUUUUUAUACACGACCAUGUCUGCUGUACCAGCCAUUGAGAGAACAGCUGAAUAUGAGAAGUUCAUGAGUGACUUGAAAAAGUUUCAUGAUCAAAAAGGAACUGUUUUACAGACCGAACCUGUAUUAGGUGGGAAACGACUUGAUUUGUUAAAGAUUUAUAAGACUGUGAUAGAAGCGGGUGGAUAUGAAAAGGUUACCUUAAACCGUGGUUGGAAACAAGUGGGCGAUCCCUUUCACUUUCCUGUCACUUGUACAAACAGUGCUUAUUCUAUAAAGUCCUUUUAUACAAAAUACCUGUUGGGUUGGGAGGAGGAACAUUAUUGGAAGAGACCAUGGAAUCCACCACCCGAUUUAUUAGCUAAUUACCAAAAAGCUUCUUCACCUGCCCCCACACACCAUUCCAGAGAACUAAAUAGACAAACAGGAACAGCAUUUACGCAACCAAAUAGAACCUCUCAACAACAUUACCAACCAUUGCCUUCCUUACAACAACAACAACCCGGGUUUUACCCUCCUGCCAUAUUUAUGGAUCAAGAAUUCCGUACCCGUAUCCUCUUAUCAUUACAAUCCAGUCUACCCAAUGAAGUCGACUGGGCAUUCAACACAUUAAUCAAAUUCUCAUAUGCAUCCGAAAACUUCUGUCUCGACUUCAUUCCGACCUUGAUUGAUUUACUCUUGGAUUUUACCGUGGAUUUCUUCCAGUUACAAAUCGAAGUCAACACUACGACAGAUUUAUUUUGUAGCAAACCCAAGCAAGAAGCGUAUGAGCGUGUGCUUCAAGUAUUUCAUAUUCUUCGGAACUUUUCCUUUUUGGAGAUGAACAUCCGUCGUUUAGCUCUUCACGAUCGACUUCGAUUUCUAUUGAUGAAGGGGAUUGCGUUACCACCCAGUUCACAGUAUGGAGAAUUAAGUCGACAUUGUCUUGAUAUCUUGGAAAAUAUCGCACCUCAAGUAUCCUUAAUGAACCGUGACGAUGAAUACUUUACAACCAUGACCCAACUAUUAUUUUCCAACGACCGAGCAUUUAUUUUGGGUGCAAUUCGUGCUUUGACCCGUGUGGCCGUGACAGAAACAAAUGAACGGGUGUUGGGAUUUGCGGACUUGGAUGUGAUUGGUAGAAUGGCUCAACUCUUGAUUGUGGAUGACGAGGAAUUGGAAGCGGCUACACUGGAAUAUCUGUAUCAGUAUUCGAGUUUGAGAGGAAAUUUUUCAACCGAGUUGGUGAAAUAUUAUCCUGGUAAUCUGAUUGGAUUAUUGACGGGAUUCUUGUCAUAUAAAUCGUCCUUGGCACCUCCUUCCAGUUCAGCUAUCGGGACAUUGCAUGGUAUACCAGCAGCUCAAAUGACACGCAUUGAAACAGGUGGUGAACAACCUUCUAUUCCAGACUUGACGAAUUAUUCACAUUUAGACGAACCUUAUCGAUGUCUCGGAUGGUUAAAGGAUCAAUUGCUGAGUGGUGGGGAUGAAGAUAUUAUCGUUUUAAAAGAUAUUUUCUCAGAUUAUCAAAAACUAUUUGGAUCCGAAAAGCCAUUGGGUAUGAAGGAAUUUUACACGGUAUUGAAAAUUGCGUUCCCUCAACCACCCAGUGUGGAAGAAUCCGUGACCAAUAGCACGUCACCUUUAGACACAGUACUUCAGAAUGUACGUUAUUCACCCACUAGAAGAAGAGAUGGACCUAUCUGUCAUUGGAAUGGAUGUAACGAAAGUUUUGAUAGCACGAUUGAGCUUCAUAAGCAUAUUAUCAAGGAUCAUGUUGAAGGCAAACCACGAUGUGAAUGGAUGAAGUGUACACGAGAUUUCGAAGGAAAGGGUAUUCAACAUAUGCGUACUCAUUUUGCGGGCAAAAUAAAGAAACAAAAUAAUAGCAAGAGCAAGGUAUUCACGAUUGCAAAAAUCCCCACGGAUGAUACGGAAGUGUCUGGUAUUCCAUUGACCUCGGCUUUAUUACUAAGAAAUUUGGCAAGAUACAAACAACAUCAUACAUUUUAUUUACCUUAUGAAAGCGAAUUGACACUCUUGGCUAUUCAGAGACCCAAAGUGUCGAAAUAUAUCUUGACCGUUUUGGGUGAAUUACAAGCCAAUUAAUAUGAAACGAUAAUAAAAAUAAAAAAAUAAACAAUAAGAAAAAAAA
Mucor mucedo is the source of this 2157-nucleotide messenger RNA. RefSeq lists its product as uncharacterized. The transcript has 6 exons. The record is from RefSeq and is a predicted model, not a curated record. NCBI's taxonomy places the organism in Eukaryota, Fungi, Mucoromycota, Mucoromycetes, Mucorales, Mucoraceae. Bases 42 to 2111 code for a protein of 689 amino acids. Gene Ontology annotation, molecular function: DNA binding; zinc ion binding.